Ornithodoros turicata is the source of this 2642-nucleotide messenger RNA. Its product is annotated as probable aconitate hydratase, mitochondrial. Gene Ontology annotation, biological process: tricarboxylic acid cycle. Bases 73 to 2424 code for a protein of 783 amino acids. The record is from RefSeq and is a predicted model, not a curated record. Lineage: Eukaryota; Metazoa; Arthropoda; Arachnida; Ixodida; Argasidae. Gene Ontology annotation, molecular function: 4 iron, 4 sulfur cluster binding; aconitate hydratase activity. Gene Ontology annotation, cellular component: cytosol; mitochondrion. The transcript is spliced from 19 exons.
GAUGCGGCGAGGCGCCUCGUUCAGUGCAUUGAUAGCGACCGGUCUGCCCUUGUGGCUUACACCUCAGCUGGUAUGGCGUACCCAAGUGCACGCGUAUAUUCCAAGUUUUUGGCACAAAGCCUAAGCUGCAGAGUACGUUUUCUGCAUACGUCCCCUUUAGCAUGGGCUGCACAAAAGGUUGCGAUCAGCAGGUUCGAACAGGAGAACUACCUUCCCUACGACAAGCUGGUGGGUAACCUGGAAGUAGUUCGUAAAAGGUUGAAGAGGCCGCUGACACUGUCAGAAAAGAUCCUGUAUUCACACCUGGACCAGCCUGAGUCCCAGGACAUAGAGAGGGGAAAGAGCUACCUGAGGCUGCGUCCCGACAGGGUGGCUAUGCAAGAUGCUACAGCACAGAUGGCAAUGCUGCAGUUCAUCUCAAGUGGACUUAAAAAGGUGGCUGUUCCUUCCACAAUUCACUGUGACCAUUUGAUUGAGGCUCAAGUGGGUGGAACGAAGGAUCUGGCCAGGGCUAAGGAUUUGAACAAAGAAGUCUACGGCUUCCUGAGCACAGCAGGUAGCAAAUAUGGUGUAGGAUUUUGGAAACCAGGCAGCGGUAUCAUUCAUCAGAUUAUCCUGGAGAACUAUGCCUUUCCGGGAGUACUGCUCAUUGGCACUGACAGCCACACACCAAAUGGAGGAGGUCUGGGCGGCCUGUGCAUCGGCGUUGGAGGAGCAGAUGCUGUCGAUGUCAUGGCAGACAUCCCCUGGGAACUCAAGUGCCCGAAUGUCAUUGGAGUUAAACUCACGGGAAACAUGUCAGGCUGGACCUCAGCUAAGGAUGUCAUCCUGAAGGUUGCUGGCAUAUUGACAGUGAAAGGUGGCACUGGGGCUAUUGUGGAGUACUUUGGUCCUGGUGUGGAGUCAAUUUCAUGCACGGGGAUGGGCACUAUCUGCAACAUGGGAGCCGAAAUUGGUGCCACAACUUCAGUGUUUCCAUACAACAGUCGCAUGAAGGAUUAUCUCGUUGCAACAAACCGCAAAGAGAUUGCGGAGUCAGCUGACCAGUACAGAGAUCUCUUGACCCCUGACAAGGACUGCAAAUACGAUCAAGUUGUGGAAAUUGACCUGAACCAGCUGGAGCCUCAUGUGAAUGGUCCAUUCACCCCUGACCUGGCUCACCCCAUUUCACAACUUGGAAAGAAGGCCAAGGAAGCAGGGUGGCCAAUUGACAUUCGUGUAGGCCUUAUUGGCAGCUGCACCAACAGCAGCUACGAGGACAUGAGCCGCGCCGCAUACCUGGCCAAGCAGGCUCUGGACCAUGGCCUCAAGUCCAAGUGUACCUUCACAGUGACUCCAGGCUCCGAACAAAUCCGCGCCACAAUUGAAAGAGAUGGACAGGCUAAAGUGUUUGCAGACUUUGGUGGAAUGGUUCUAGCAAAUGCCUGUGGUCCCUGCAUUGGCCAGUGGGACAGGAAGGACAUCAAGAAAGGAGACAAGAACACAAUUGUGACGUCUUACAACCGAAACUUCACAAGCCGGAAUGACGGAAACCCCGCAACACACGCUUUUGUCACCUCUCCCGAGCUCGUGACAGCCCUCUCCAUUGCCGGACGCCUCGACUUUGACCCAAUGAAAGACGAGCUGACCGGUGCAGACGGCAAGAAGUUUAAACUGGAGAGCCCACGGGGAGAUGAGCUUCCGACAAAGGGCUUUGAUCCUGGAGAGGACACCUACCAGGCCCCUCCCAAGGAUGGUAGUUCAAUAGCUGUUGAUGUCGAUGACAAAAGCCAGAGGCUACAGCUGCUCAAACCCUUUGACAAGUGGGACGGAAAGGACCUCACUGACAUGGUUAUCCUUGUUAAGGUGAAAGGAAAGUGCACCACGGACCACAUUAGUGCAGCAGGGCCGUGGCUGAAGUACCGUGGCCACUUGGACAACAUCUCCAACAACAUGUUCAUCGGAGCUAUCCCAGAAGAGAGUGGAGAAGCCAAUAAAGUGCAGCAUAGGGUGACUGGCGAGUGGGGUACAGUGCCUGACACGGCACGUAAAUACAAGGCUGAAGGAACCAAGUGGUGUGCAAUUGGGGACGAGAACUACGGAGAGGGCAGUAGUCGGGAGCACGCAGCCUUGGAGCCGAGGCAUCUGGGAGGACGUGCCAUUAUUGUCAAGAGCUUCGCUCGCAUUCAUGAAACAAACUUGAAGAAACAAGGUCUGCUGCCGCUGACAUUCCAGAACGCAGCCGACUACGAUAAGAUCAAGUCGGACGACCGUGUUUCUCUCCUCGGGCUGAAGGACCUCGCCCCAGGGAAGCCCGUCAAGUGUGAGGUGAAGCACAAGGAUGGCUCCAAGGACACCUUCCUUCUCAAUCACACGAUGAAUGCCACGCAGAUUGAAUGGUUCCGUGCAGGCAGUGCUCUGAACCGUAUGGCAGAAGUUAAGUAGGAUGCGUUUUGUUGCAUCUUCAGUCACCUAUGGUAGCUUAGGAAGCAACCUGUAUUUAUAAAUGAAAGGAACAAGUGGAGACUGUUUAUUUACAGCUAGUAAAAAUCAUCUUCAUCCAGUCUGUCUUUCUCAGAUGUUUUCUGGUUUUUCACCUGAUCCUGGUUUUUGUAGAGUUCAGCAACCUGAAAUGCAAUAAAAGUUUGCUUGAAGAUUGUGAA